Musca domestica (house fly) is the source of this 5567-nucleotide messenger RNA. Its product is annotated as G1/S-specific cyclin-E. The record is from RefSeq and is a predicted model, not a curated record. The transcript has 6 exons. The coding region runs from base 811 to 3024 and encodes 737 amino acids. Gene Ontology annotation, cellular component: nucleus; cytoplasm; cyclin E1-CDK2 complex. NCBI's taxonomy places the organism in Eukaryota, Metazoa, Arthropoda, Insecta, Diptera, Muscidae. Gene Ontology annotation, molecular function: cyclin-dependent protein serine/threonine kinase regulator activity. Gene Ontology annotation, biological process: G1/S transition of mitotic cell cycle; regulation of cyclin-dependent protein serine/threonine kinase activity.
UUUUAAUACCAGCAGAGUGAGAGUAAAAGAGCGAAUUUGAGCGAGCUGCCUUGUUUUUUGUCGACGGCAACAGCAACAAUUCAUUGCGACCACCACGAUCUCAACGCAUUUGCUGCUCUGUUCUGGUUCUGUGCUGUCACCAAAAAAUUUUUCAACCUCUUACACACCGAGCAUUGUCAAUUGUGUUGCCGUCAUCAUUUCGGUCAAAGAGUAGCCUGAAAAGUGAACAUUUUUCCUAAAAUAGUUGCACAAUUUAAUCUAAAAUGCAAUAAAACAAUAGACGGAUAAUAAAAUGAAGUGGAAAUUUUAAGAAACUAUAAAUAUUACCCAUGAACAAAGUGAAAUUCACCCCUGAAAGUUGCUUGUGUCAAGUGCAAUUUUAGCAACGUGGUCACGCCUUGUGAUGAAUUUAUCGAAUUCCAUUAAAGUUUCGGUGGAGAAAUAUCUGAUCAUCUGAGUGUGGGUUAUACCUCCUUCAAGUUUGUGACCAGAUUUGGAAGGCUUACACCCAAAAAUCUAAGCACACUUUCACACAUUGCCCCCCAUAGGUAGCCCAGCCUCAACUCUUUUGUAACAAAUAAAUGCAACCAGUGAAGUGAUUCCAGCUGCUAAACUCGCAGGAUUCUCAGUAACAAAGAAUCAAUAGGUAGAUACAUCGUAUACAUAGGUACUACAAAUUCGCUGGCGAAUUCAAGGAACCCAUAUUUAAGCAACAUAAUUCAAAGUCAACAAUUAAAAUUGAUUUCGCAAGCAGAAGAUAAUUCAAAAAUACUAAACAUUUCUACAACGGCUAUUUAAGGCCGUUUCAUUAUGGAUUUCUAUAAAAGUCGCAGUAGCAACAGUACCAGCAGUCAACACAGCAAUAGCAGCAGCCACAAAUCUCAUGCCUCAUCAAGCAAUAACGGUGCCUCCUACAAUUUAGAAUACUGCACAUCUUCAUCGUCGCUGUCACCUUUUGCCACAAAUACAUCAUCUAUUGGUGGCCGAUCCUGUCCAUCAUCGUCAGCCAAAACAAUUGUUAAUGUGGGCAUAGAGGAUGUGAUCCUUUCGAUCACCAACAGCAAUAGCAAGAGUAAUAGCUCAACAUCACAUAUCUCAGCCUCAUCGUCUUGCUCGCCAAGAAGUUUGAUAACGGUCACAAAACUAGCUUCAUCCUCAAGUAAUAUGUGUUCUAGUCAUAAUACAGCAAAACGCAAACGGCGUUCAUCCACAAGUCUAGAUGAUCGGGAUCCUGAAUUGGGUUUCGAACCUGCUGCCAAACGUCAACAAAGAUUGCCAUCCUUGUAUCAAAGUGAUGCUGGAUCCGUGGUCUCGUCUGUAUAUCCAUCGCCCGUUGAUGAGACAUUGGUUAAUGAAAUUGAUACUCGCAGUUCAUCGGAAUGCUUAUCGACGGCCACUGAUUUUGAAGUUACACAUGACGAUAUUCCCGAUAGUCCCAACAGUUUACGACAUGAACUAGAAGAGGAGAUAGUGCACGAUGACGGACAUGAUCAUCACGACGACGACGACGACGAAGAAGACGAUGAUGAGGAGGACGAUAUUGAGGAUGAUGAUCACAUUACGGACGAUGAUGAUGUUGAUGAUAUUAUCUCACCAAAUACAUCACCAUCCAACUGUUCAACUGCCUCGACAAAAGCUACACAAAUUUAUAAUCCAUCGAGCACGGAUGCUGUUCAUCAUGGUGAACGUACUCCUGGUCAAAGGUUAUCUACCUCAAAAUCACAAUCAUCAUCAUCUGCCUCAACACAACAGCCCAAAGUAAAAUCAUUCGAUGAUUAUCUAUCGGCUCACUACGAUUGUAUGACACCUGCGGCCGAUCCGGAGCCACCACGCCAAUGUCCAUUGCCGGCUUUAUCCUGGGCCAAUGCUCAAGAUGUUUGGCAGCUAAUGUGUAAAAAAGAUGAACAAGCCUCCUGUCUACGCAAUUCGUCAAUGUUAGAUCAUCAUCCUGGCCUACAGCCACGCAUGAGAGCCAUUCUUCUAGAUUGGUUAAUUGAAGUUUGCGAAGUAUACAAACUACAUCGUGAGACAUACUAUUUAGCUGUUGACUAUCUAGAUCGUUAUUUAAGCGCACAGAAAAAUGUUCAAAAAACUCACCUGCAAUUAAUUGGCAUCACAUGUCUUUUUGUGGCGGCCAAAGUCGAAGAAAUAUAUCCCCCAAAAAUUGGUGAAUUUGCCUAUGUUACAGAUGGCGCUUGCCAAGAAUCCGAUAUCUUGCAACAUGAAAUUUUACUACUGCAAGCCUUAGAAUGGAAUAUCAGCCCUGUUACCGCCAUUGGCUGGUUGGGCGUUUACAUGCAAUUGAAUGUCAAUAACCGUACACCUGCCUCGUUCCAAACCUCUCAGAGGAAAUUAAAACAACAACAGCAACAACGUAUACCUCCUGCCAAUUCCACACAUAACAACGAUGUCGCCAAUAGGUUAACAAAAUCUGGCGACGUUGAUGACGCAUUUAUUUAUCCACAAUUUUCGGGUAUGGAAUUUGUACAAACUGCUCAACUAUUAGAUCUCUGUUCACUGGAUGUUGGUGUGGGCAAUUUCCCAUACUCAGUGAUUGCAGCCGCAGCCAUUUCCCAUACCUUUAAUAGAGAAACUGCUGUCCGUUGUUCUGGUCUUGAAUGGAAAACAAUCCAGCCCUGUGCAAGAUGGAUGCAACCAUUCUUUGAAGUCAUUUCGGAAGAAUCACAUAAUUUACAUUUAUUAGAACAAAAUGAACAAAUCUCAACUAAAUUUGGUCUAGGACAUAUAUGUCCAAAUAUUGUCACAGAUGAAUCACAUAUUAUUCAAACACAUACCACAACAAUGACAAUGUUUGAUCGUGCUUGCCUGCUUCAAGAACAAUACUUGGCAAUGGCCAGUAAAAUUAAACAAGAAGCUUCUCCCGCCACAGGUCUCAUGUAUCCAGAUGGCUUACUAACACCGCCGGCAUCUAGUCGUAAACCUUUAGAUUGCAUAGAUGAAGAUGAGCCAAAUCAUCAUGUUCACAAUGUCAUAACAAAUGAAAGCCGGGAUAUAAAUAAAUGAGCAAAAAGAAGAUGUUACACCUGAUUGACAAGGGAGGAGGUCAUGGCAAAAUAUUCAAGACUUUGCCAUUAAGAUGGUAUCUUAAAAUCCAUAAAUAUACACAACCCCAACAAAUACACUGCCUUGUAAUAGCAAAUCAGCAACACCAUCAACAAAAACAAUAUGUUAAGUAAUUCUAAUUUAUUAAUAACUUAUUCAUUAAUUCAAUAUCCAUACAAACAAACCACCCCGCAAAGAAACACAAAACCACACAAAAGUAAUUAAUUGUUUUCUAAUAGUUAAGUUUAGUUUAAAUUAUAGCUUAGCGUUUAAGUAAUAUAAAUGUAAAAAAGUUAUUCUAUAAAAACAUAUCGGUUAAACAAAACCACCGUAUAAUCCUCUAAAACACAUACCUCUAUUCCAUAUUAAUACAUUAAUCCAUAAGACUGUAGCUUUUGUAACAUAAUCGCCAUUACACUCUCCAUCCUCAGAUCACACAUGAACUUAUUCCCCACUUUCGUUGUACGGCAAUUUGUUUGUAUUUGUGUGUUGCUACAACAAAUACUCUGCCGAAAAAUUGCGCAGCUUUGUUAACGAAAAAAGUGGAACAGUCAAUUUUUAUAACAUAUUUGUUCAGUGGUUCAAUUAUUUACUUUUUGUUUUAAAAACAAAAACAUUUUUAAUGACCAUUUUUUUAUUACUUUAAAGCAAAUGAAGUUUAUGGUUUGCCUGUGGCCACUAUUUUAUUUUCAACUGAAUUACUAAUUCAAGCCACAGUUUUUGUUUGAUUCUUUUGUUGUUUUAACAUCUGAAAAUUUUAACUUUUCUCUUGGGCCACUGGAUUGAGUAUAUUUCUCAUAAAAUAAUCACCACUCCACAUAACCUAACACCAGGAAAAAAUAAUGUCCCUUUGUAUAUAAUUAAAUAUGGGGAACUAGAAUCAUUUUCUUUAGACCUUUGGUAAAAAGGAAAACAUAUAAUAAGGUUCUUUCAACAGCAUACAAGUCUUGUGCCAAACAAAUUUUGAGUUAUAAGAACUGUGAAUUAUUUUUAGUUGAAUUUAAUUUUGAUUUCUUAUAUUUUGUUUUGCCAAUAAGAAUUUUAACUCCUUACUAACAAAUCAUAUCAUUUGAUUUCACAUAGGUUUUUGAAAACUAAAACACUAACAUUAGCCAAAUAAGUCGAGGGCAAAGUGUGAACAUCAAAACACUAAAACCACUAACUUUUCACAUUAUAUAUUUUUAUUUUAUUGUGUUUUUUUCUCUCAUAUUAACCACUACUAACAUUAAGUAGUAGCAGCUUUUUUGGCCAACUAGGCUUGAAAUGGUAACAAUAACUAAAUUCCUAACGAUUUGGAGAACAAAUUAGACCACAAAACAAUAACAUUCCUCCCUUAUUGUUUCUCCAAUGAUCUCAAACAUUUUCUAGCCUUGUGGAUUUAAAAUUUAGUUUGCUACUACUUUUUCAUACAUUUUUCAUUAAUUUUUUAUUUGAAGACACAAGACUAAAGUUGAGUCAAGACAAUGCAGUUUAAAGAAACCCAGCCUCAGGCACAGAGUAUUGUAAACUCUCACACCCACACAAAUGUUUUUAAUGACAAUUUAAAAGAUACAAAUUAAUAUUGCGGCAUUCUUUCUUUCCACACAUAUAUGAUAAGUUGAAGUUAAUAUUAAUUUGCCAUAAUUUGCACAGCAAGUUGUUAGUCUUAAUUUUAUGAAAUGAGUUCCGUUUGAAAAUAAAGAAAACUGAAAAUGCCGCAAAACACCCACAUAUGCCGUCAAUACAUACACAACAAAUAAAAAAAAUAUGAAAAAAAACAAGACAUGUAUUUGUUACUUUGAAAGAAAAAGAGAAAAUAUAUGUACACAAAAAGGUCUCGAAAAUUUAUUUUUAUCUUUUACUAUUUUAAAAUAAACCUGUUUUAAGGUUAAAAAACAAAUAAAAAAAUAUUAUUAAAAUAAAACAAAGAAACAAACCCCCUAAAAUGAAUUCUUUUUAUUUCUAUUUAUUGCAUGAUUAAUUAGAGUGCAUGUAUGUAUAUUUUAAGUUUAAUUCAAGGAAAUAUAUUGAAAAACGCUUUUAUUGUUCAGGUUUAAUGCAAGAUUUUGUAUAUAAUUUAUAUUCUUAUUUUUGGUAAUGUACUGGAUCGUAACAUAAGCUCCAAAACAAUAAUUUUUAGUUUUAGUUUAAGUUCGGUUCAACAACAGCUCAAAAUAACAAAAAGGGCGUUCAUAUUGAAUUUUUAAUUUUUACGUUUAGGUUCCUGGAUUAAUUUAAUUUUAUGAUUUAAGUUUAGCUAUACAUUUUAAAUAUGGAUAAUAAUAUUUAAUUUAAUUUUUAUUUUAAGCCCAUAUUAAAAUCAGAAAAAAAUUAUUUAAAAAAACAACAAAUACGCUUUUUGCAUUAAAAUGUAUAAUAAAAAUGUAUAAACAUAUAUUGAUAACAAGUAAAAAAAAAAACAAACAAUGUGUUUUAUUGUAUCGAAAAGAAAGAAAAAUUUAUUCAAAAUGUUAUUUAAGAAAAACUUGGAAUAAUGAACAUUUUUUAAACAAAUUACUGGAAAA